AUGAUUGAUACUAUUGUCCCGGAGUUUACGAAGUUUAGUGAAUUUGCUAGCAUUGGUGCUGGUGGAAAAGUGGUUUUCGCUACAGAUGACUUCUUUGCAACAUGCGAGAAUAUGCUAUCAGAUGCAGAGCCAGUUUUCAUUGCAGAGAAAUACACGGAAUAUGGUAAAUGGAUGGAUGGAUGGGAGACACGUAGAAAGAGGGUGCCCGGUCAUGACUGGUGCAUCUUGAAACUUGCUUCUAAAUGUAUUAUACGUGGAUUAUUGGUAGAUACGGCGUUCUUCACUGGAAACUUCGCACCAAAGUAUUCCAUACAAGCUGCUUGUUUGUCACCUGAAGAAGAAGAAUGUUUGUCAGAGAGAAUAUCAGAAAUAGGAACGACGUUCAGCAAAUUCGACUUGGAACAGAUCGAACGACUUAAAUCUGACAAAUGGGAUGAGAUAGUACCUGUCACUGCCCUACGGCCCGGUUACGAAGAAACUAGACACAAUUAUCAAAAGGUACUAAGUGAUGAUUCUUGGACUCAUAUUAGAGUGAAUAUUUAUCCUGAUGGUGGAAUAGCGCGUCUUAGGGUAUUUGGUGAAGCGCGACCUGACCCGCCUCCACAAAAUCAAAUUAUAGAUUUGGUUUCAUUGCUCAACGGCGGGAUAUGUCAAGGGUUUUCAAACGCACACUACGGGCAUCCCAGAAAUGUAAUAAAGCCUUCCAAGAAUCAAUGCAUGUCAGAUGGUUGGGAAACAGCGAGAAGAUUAGACCGGCCUGUAAUAAUAGAAGCCAAUGAAGAUGGCACUUUAAGAUAUACAGGUCAAGAAUGGGCGGUGUUUAAACUUGGAUUUCCCGGAAAGAUUAAUCAAAUUUUCGUUGACACACACCUCUUUAAAGGCAAUUAUCCUGACUGUGUUCAAGUUGAAGGAACUUAUUUGAAUCGAUCUGAUUGGUGCCCCGAAACUCUGUGUACAUGGCAUAAUAUUUUGAAGCCUGGCAAGUUAUCAGCGCAUAAAGAACACUGGUUCAACUGCGAUUCUGAUGUCGUGACACACAUCAAAGUAACGAUGGCUCCAGAUGGCGGAUUUAGCAGAAUCAAAGUAUUUGGAUAUGCCGAUUCCUUUACUAGUUAA
Messenger RNA from Arctia plantaginis, 1116 nucleotides. Lineage: Eukaryota; Metazoa; Arthropoda; Insecta; Lepidoptera; Erebidae. The record is from the annotation of a GenBank genome assembly.